Molecule: messenger RNA, 719 nt
Organism: Girardinichthys multiradiatus
Lineage: Eukaryota; Metazoa; Chordata; Actinopteri; Cyprinodontiformes; Goodeidae
Gene: commd2
Product: COMM domain containing 2
Exons: 6
Coding region: 93-704 (203 amino acids)
Source: RefSeq, a predicted model, not a curated record
CGUACAGCCUGCCGGAAAUAUUUAGAAGAGGAAGCCAACGCCGGUUUCCGGAUUGCAGAUGUCUUGGCGGUGUUGAGAGGCUUGUGCUCAGGAUGCUGUUGGUUUUAUCUGAGGAUCAUAAGGAACACCUGAGCUUCCUGACCAAGGUUGAUGGUUGUGUGGUUGAAGAGUUUGGUCGCAUUGCACUAGAGUUCUUGAAGAAAGGAACCAACCCAAAGGUCUAUGAGGGGGCGGCCAGGAAGCUCGGUGUUCCUGUUGGGAUGGUGCAGCGUGGAGUGGAAGGCCUAAUGUUCCUGAUGACGGAAAGCUCUAAGCACAUGAUUUCUGAAGUGGAUUUCAUGGACUCAGUGUUAGCUUUGGGAUUUGGUGAAGCGCUUAUUCAGAGCUUGUUGCAGCUCUAUCUGCAGCACAAACACCAGAUUCGCAGCAUAUUGAGCCAGCUAACCUACCUUCAGCCAGCCUACCACAAUCUGGAAUGGAGACUGGAUGUACAGUUGGCGAGUCGUUCAGUUCAUCAGCAAAUCGUUCCCAUGGUGACCAUGCGCCUUCUCUUGUCAAGAUGUUAUGGUGCUGGCAGCACCCACAGCUUCAUUGAUCUCCAAACAGAUCCCAGCACUCUCCUGCAUGUGAUCUCCACACUGGAGGCUGCUUUAACUGCAAUGAAAACCGGUCAUGCACGCCGAAUUUUACGAAACAUUAAAUAACUCCUCCAAAAUGCA